Molecule: messenger RNA, 255 nt
Organism: Ostertagia ostertagi
Lineage: Eukaryota; Metazoa; Nematoda; Chromadorea; Rhabditida; Trichostrongylidae
Source: the annotation of a GenBank genome assembly
AUGUACGAGAUCAUCUUUCGAGCACUACCGUUUCCUGACCAUACAGACACGCAGGGAGCAGAUUCGUGCUAUUUUGCAGCGCUCGUCGAAUCCAUCAAGGAUGGAAGCAAGGUCGUCAAACCUCAAAUCCAAACUAAUAAGGUUUUGAACAUGGAUCUAACCAGUCUCAUAUUAGAUUGUUGGAACACAAGUCCCGAAAUGAGACCCAGUGUGCGAAGAAUCAAGCUGAACGUAGAGACAUACCUGAAAGUGUGA